Terrapene triunguis (Three-toed box turtle) is the source of this 2801-nucleotide messenger RNA. It is a transcript of the gene GRIA3, whose product is annotated as glutamate ionotropic receptor AMPA type subunit 3. The transcript is spliced from 16 exons. Gene Ontology annotation, molecular function: transmitter-gated monoatomic ion channel activity involved in regulation of postsynaptic membrane potential; AMPA glutamate receptor activity. The coding region runs from base 53 to 2719 and encodes 888 amino acids. NCBI's taxonomy places the organism in Eukaryota, Metazoa, Chordata, Testudines, Emydidae. The record is from RefSeq and is a predicted model, not a curated record. Gene Ontology annotation, cellular component: dendritic spine; plasma membrane; postsynaptic membrane. Gene Ontology annotation, biological process: monoatomic ion transport; synaptic transmission, glutamatergic; modulation of chemical synaptic transmission.
UGCCCGUUCUGUCAGUUUCGUUUUAGGAAUUGAAUUGCAGGGGCUGAAGAAAAUGGGGCAACCCGUGCCUCAGACUCUCCUGCUUUUGGUGGCUGGUCUUUUGGGGGAGUCUUUGGGAGGAUUUCCCAACACCAUCAGCAUAGGUGGACUUUUCAUGAGAAAUACUGUUCAGGAGCAUAGUGCAUUUCGAUUUGCUGUGCAGUUAUACAACACAAACCAAAAUAUCACAGAAAAGCCCUUCCAUUUGAACUAUCAUGUAGACCAUUUGGACUCCUCCAACAGUUUUUCAGUGACUAACGCUUUUUGUUCACAGUUUUCUAGAGGAGUUUAUGCCAUCUUUGGAUUCUAUGACCAGAUGUCCAUGAACACACUGACAUCAUUUUGUGGAGCUCUGCACACGUCCUUUGUCACACCCAGCUUCCCAACAGAUGCAGAUGUGCAGUUUGUCAUUCAGAUGCGGCCAGCGUUAAAAGGAGCCAUCCUGAGCCUUCUGACUCAUUACAAAUGGGAAAAGUUUGUAUACCUCUACGAUACAGAAAGAGGAUUUUCCAUUCUUCAGGCAAUUAUGGAAGCAGCAGUACAAAACAACUGGCAAGUGACAGCCAGGUCUGUGGGAAGUAUAAAGGACGUUCAGGAAUUGAGGAGAAUCAUAGAGGAAAUGGACAGACGACAGGAAAAAAGAUACUUAAUCGACUGUGAAGUAGAGAGAAUAAACACAAUUUUGGAACAGGUUGUAAUCCUUGGUAAACAUUCCAGAGGUUAUCACUACAUGCUAGCUAACCUGGGUUUUACAGAUAUUAUGCUGGAGAGAGUAAUGCAUGGAGGCGCCAAUGUUACUGGAUUCCAGAUUGUUAACAAUGAAAACCCAAUGGUUCAACAGUUUCUACAACGCUGGAUUAGACUGGAUGAAAGGGAGUUCCCUGAAGCCAAGAACUCUCCAUUAAAGUAUACGUCUGCACUGACCCAUGAUGCAAUACUAGUCAUAGCAGAGGCUUUCCGCUACCUCCGAAGACAGCGUGUUGAUGUUUCCAGGAGAGGUAGUGCUGGAGACUGCCUAGCAAACCCUGCAGUGCCCUGGAGCCAAGGAAUCGAUAUAGAAAGAGCAUUGAAAAUGGUACAAGUCCAAGGAAUGACUGGAAAUAUUCAGUUUGACACCUACGGACGCAGAACAAAUUACACAAUUGACGUGUAUGAAACGAAAGCCACUGGAUCACGGAAGGCUGGUUACUGGAAUGAAUAUGAAAGAUUUGUGCCAGCACUAGACCAGCAAGUGUCUAAUGACACUUCAUCUGUGGAGAAUAGAACAAUAGUAGUCACGACCAUCCUGGAAUCGCCAUAUGUAAUGUAUAAGAAAAACCAUGAACAACUAGAAGGGAAUGAGAGAUAUGAAGGAUAUUGUGUAGACUUAGCUUAUGAAAUAGCAAAACAUGUUGGAAUAAAAUACAAACUGUCAAUUGUUGGAGAUGGGAAAUACGGAGCUAGGGACCCUGAGUCUAAGAUAUGGAAUGGCAUGGUGGGUGAACUAGUCUAUGGGAGAGCAGACAUAGCUGUUGCUCCACUCACCAUAACGUUGGUACGAGAAGAAGUCAUAGACUUUUCAAAACCUUUUAUGAGUCUGGGCAUCUCCAUCAUGAUCAAGAAGCCUCAGAAAUCUAAACCUGGCGUAUUUUCCUUUCUGGAUCCUUUGGCUUAUGAAAUUUGGAUGUGUAUAGUCUUUGCUUACAUUGGAGUCAGCGUAGUUCUUUUCCUAGUCAGCAGAUUCAGUCCUUAUGAAUGGCAUUUGGAAGACAACAAUGAAGAACCGCGUGACCCCCAGAACCCUCCCGACCCUCCAAAUGAGUUUGGAAUAUUUAACAGCCUUUGGUUUUCCCUGGGUGCCUUUAUGCAGCAAGGAUGCGAUAUUUCUCCAAGAUCUCUCUCAGGACGAAUUGUCGGAGGAGUCUGGUGGUUCUUCACACUCAUCAUCAUCUCUUCUUACACUGCCAAUCUUGCUGCCUUCCUUACUGUGGAAAGGAUGGUCUCUCCCAUAGAAAGUGCAGAGGAUCUGGCGAAGCAAACUGAAAUAGCCUAUGGAACCUUGGAUUCAGGCUCAACCAAAGAAUUUUUUAGAAGAUCAAAAAUAGCAGUCUAUGAGAAAAUGUGGUCGUAUAUGAAGUCAGCAGAGCCAUCUGUAUUUACCAAAACAACAGAUGACGGGGUUGCUAGAGUGCGGAAGUCAAAGGGAAAGUUUGCCUUCCUCCUUGAAUCGACCAUGAACGAGUAUAUCGAGCAGCGAAAGCCAUGUGACACAAUGAAAGUUGGUGGGAACCUGGAUUCCAAAGGCUAUGGUGUAGCAACUCCAAAAGGCUCAGCAUUAAGAAAUGCUGUUAACCUGGCAGUAUUAAAACUGAAUGAGCAAGGCCUCUUGGACAAAUUGAAAAACAAAUGGUGGUACGACAAAGGAGAGUGCGGCAGCGGGGGAGGUGACUCCAAGGACAAGACAAGUGCUCUGAGCCUGAGCAAUGUUGCUGGGGUUUUCUAUAUUCUUGUUGGAGGUCUUGGUCUCGCCAUGAUGGUUGCUUUGAUAGAAUUCUGUUACAAGUCUCGUGCAGAGUCCAAACGAAUGAAACUCACAAAGAAUACACAAAACUUUAAACCUGCUCCUGCACCCAAUACCCAGAAUUAUGCUACAUACAGAGAAGGCUACAACGUUUAUGGAACAGAAAGUGUUAAAAUCUAAGGAUCCUCGCUUCUCACAGCAUGCAACAGGAGGAGCAGCUGAGAAUGUGGAUACUCCAUGGACCCUGACCACCUGAGCCAGU